Molecule: messenger RNA, 2223 nt
Organism: Aricia agestis (brown argus)
Lineage: Eukaryota; Metazoa; Arthropoda; Insecta; Lepidoptera; Lycaenidae
Exons: 1
Coding region: 249-1454 (401 amino acids)
Source: RefSeq, a predicted model, not a curated record
UUAUAUGCAUUAUAUAAUGUAGAGGCGCCGUGCUUUCACUCGCGCCAAUACCGCGCCAUGACGGUGCGCGCGCGCACGUAUCGCCCGCGACUCGCGAGAUAAAGACGCCCGCUAUCUUAUCGGCCCCGCUCUAUCGCACUGUACCGCCGCCCGCCGCCGGAACACCUAGUGAAGUGAUGUGCUCAGUGCUCACCGAAAUAGACCGUUUACAGGAAAAUCGUCCUAGCGUCGCGCGAUAACAACAGGAAAUGGGGACCAAAUCGCCGACCACCAGCGUCAAGUCGCGCGAGAUGAUCGGCACCGACCAGUUCAGCCGGCGCCGCGACGUGUUCGACAAGCACGACACCGUCUUCCUGCCGCCCCCCUCCCCCGUCUACAAGGAAGCGGAGCCAAUAAUAACCUCCAACCACGGGAUCACCACGUCUAAUUUUAAACGCAACACUCCGGGCUAUUCCAGUAUGCGUGAAACGAGGAGCGAAGGCCGCGCCUACGAAUUCCGACCGCGGAAAUACUCGGACAACUUCGCGGCCGACCACAACCAGAGCGACGACGUCGACUACCGGCAGAGCAUGAUCGACCGCACCAGGAGGCUGUCCAAGUUGCGCCGCGAGUUCCUCAACUCGACCCUACACGAGCCGGGCGCGAGCCCGCUGUCGCGAUCGGGCGUGCGAGCGUCCCUGCCCACCGGCGUCGCCGCCACCAGGUACAAGUUUGAGAAUCUGAACGUGUACAAGUUUCCGUUUGCCGAGCCCUACUCCACGCCGACCCCCGUGCGCCGGGUGCUGGUCGACCUGGGCUCGCCCGAGGACGGCACCGACGGCAAGGAGAACGGCACCAACGGCAAGGAGAACGAGGACCCGGACAAGACUAGACACCGGAGUUUGCCGGCCGAACCCCUCGGCUCGCCGAAGGUCGAUCAUCAGAAGCUCUUCGAGGAGCUGGUGAAGCGCUACUCGCCCCAGAGGAAGCCCAUCGACCGAACCCUGCCGCCCACCAGACCCAAGAUCAUCGGAUCCGUUCCAAAAUCGACCUCCAGUGCGGCGGACAGUCACUCUAGUGAACCAAAAAUCGGGGAGCAGUCCAAAUCAGAGAACGACGACGUUUUUGAAGCUAAAAAGAGUCAGGAGAAGCUCGACAGCAACGACAACAAAAUAACAGAAAACAACAAGGAUAUCAAGCCGAAUGUUGAGAUUUUGCACAACGGCAGUGCUGAUAAUACAGAGGAGGAGAAUGACCAGGUACCGGAGCUAUCGACGAUACCGAGACGGUUAAGCAGCGUCAGCAAGAAACCGCUCGAUCAAAUGAUCGAUUUGACCAUUCCAGACUUAAUACAGAAGAUGACGAAGGAAGGAGAGCAGGUAGAGAGUCAUAAAGAUGGUAAGAAAAUAAAACGGAAAAGGAGUUUCCUGGACAAGCUGUUAGGUCGCAACAAGGGAGUUAAGAGCGAUAAAUAGUCAAACAUUAGUGCGAAAUCCUCCAAAAAUAUUUUAUUGUGUGUUAUUCCAAAGUCUACGGUGAAACAGUCUUCCUAUUAUAAGUUUAAGGUAAUUUAACUAUGCAUUUUGAACCGUGGGUCAACGAAUUAAUGUAGAGUUCUAAAUCCAUUCGUUUGAACCAAGAUUGUUCGCUAGCAGGAAAUAUUAUUGUAAGGAAAAUAUGGUGUUGACCGUAUUAAACAAAUAUAGGGCACAUAAUAUUGUAUUUAUUAAAAUGUGUUUCUUUGUAUAAAAUGUAAAAUUGUAAAUACUUUGUUAUUUUUUAUUGACAAGAUUUAUGUAUUGGAGAGGAGUUUUGAAAUUUGUAUAUUUAAGUAUACGUAAUGUUAUUAUUGUAAAGAUGAAAGAUGUUUGUUUGCGUUAAGUAGGCUUGAGUACUGGAUCGAUUUUGAUGAAUUUCAACACAGAUAUAGAGUACAUGAAGGAUAUAGGCUAUUCGGCAGUGUACGGUUUCCGUUUAACGCAAGUGGUGGGCAAAAUGUUUUAUUUAAGUAAUAUAUUUGUAAAGGCGUUAGCUAACACUUCACAAUACUUAUCUUAAUGCAUUAGGUUAUCAGACAUAGAUAAGUGUUGUGCCAUACUAUCAGAAACGGCUUUCAACUUUUAUAAUACCUAAUAUUGAUGUAUGUUUUGUGAUUUUUUAUAACUUAUACACUUUUGUUAUUUUUGCUAUGGACAUAUUUGUAAGUCUCCGAUUGAUUUGUAUAAAUAAAUGGCAAUAUGUGAA